AGUGCAGUAUGCGUCAAUGGUGAAUGAUUUUCCUGGUAGUGAAUUCGCACAUAUAUGCUUGUUGGAGGGUCUCCAUCCACUACCUGAUUUGAAGUGUUCAAACUUUGAAGCUGCAAUCAGAAUAAUGAAAUGUCAAGACUACCCUUGACAGAGCCUCGAGUGGCUUUGGUUGCAAGAGGGGGAGAGAAACGUAAAUUCUUAUAUAACGAUGGGUAUUCUGGAGAGCUUGCUGUUGGAAGUAGAAACCUCGUGGUUGGCUUGUGUCUGCGUAUUACACCAGUGUACGCUUGACAGUCUUACAUGACGUGGCAAAUCCCAAUCACGCCGCCUUAUCUGUUUGUCUCCAAACUUGAAAAACUCACUACUAUCAGUUCUACAAGCUAUCAUCCCGCCCACCUUCAAUCCUUACUCUCUCUUAUCAAUUCUCUUAUCAAUCGAAGCCUCAGAUAUUACUCGCAAGCAAUCUCUCGAUUUCGCCAUCUAUUAAUCUUCAUUCUCUCCACUGACACUCGCAUUCCCCAGCAGAAACAGUGCCAUUCACAUCAAUCUUCUUCGCCGCCCUGCAAUUCUAAACCCCAAUUUCAAGUUCUUCAUCUUUUUUUUUUUUUUUUUUCUUCUGCAUUUUAUUUCUUAGUGUACUUAUAUGAUUUAAUGUGUAUUGCUGUCGAUUGGUUAGGUUUGUGGAAGCGGUGAGAUUUGAUGGUCCGAUAAUGGGUAUUGAGGAUUUGGAAGAUGAUGAGGAUUGGGAGUUGGUGAUAGAGACCUGCAUUACGCGUAAUCCGUCUCCGGCUGUGACGCUGGAGCGCGGUCUUCAGAGUAUUAGAGAGGCUGUGGAAGAAUUGAGGUUGAAUCAUCCUCCUAGCAGUGGAAUUUUGAGAUUUCAGGUUGCUGUGCCUCCUAGUCCAAAAGCUUUGAUUUGGUUCUGCUGUCAACUGGAAUCAUCUGGAGUGUUUCCUCAAUUUUUUUGUUUAUGAGGAGACUGAAAAUCCAUCAUGAUAAUGUUGUUUUAUUUCUUCAUGGUUUUCUUGAAACUGGUGAAGACUGGAUGUCUAUCAUGAAGGCCAUCUCAGGAUCUGCAAGAUGCAUUUCAAUUGAUCUUCCUGGCCAAGGGGGAUCAAAGAUGCAAAACUGUGAAGCCAAACAGGAAGCAACUUUGUCAGUUGAAAUAGUUGCACAUAAAUUUUAUAAGGUGAUACAAGGCAUAACUCCUAGAAAGAUUGUUGUUGUUGGAUAUUCAAUGGGGGCAAUGAUUGUGUCGUGGACGGCAUUGAGGCAUGUUGAUAAGAUCAAUGCAGUCAUUCACAGGAAAACAUUAAUCCCGUUUGUGCAGAGUCCUCAACUGAUUUUCUUGAGCCCCCCAACCUUGACGAGAGCUUGAAUGCACCGAACUCUAGCUGCCCUUUGCAGUGUGGCAAUGAUUUGUAUUUUUUUUGAUCCCUUGGCAUCUGCUACUGUCGAGAAAGAUUUGUUGGGAGAGUGUGUUACUUCUGCACAAUGCGAGCCGGGUUUCCUAGAACCAGUUAUUUCUACCUUUGGCCCCCAUGCCAAGCAUGCUCACUUUGAGCCCCUUAAUCUUUCAUCCCCAAGCCUUGUUCAUUUAACCAUGGUAGACCCUACUUGUGUUUCUGAGCCUUCUCCUAUUGGACCCUCAUUCAACGAAUUGGCUGUGGUACCAUAUGAGCCUAUUGAAGCUUCAUUGCUUUCAGCCCAAGAUAGGACUCCCAUCAACAUGCAUAGCUAUGUGAAAGUGGGUAGAUUACUUGAGCAAAGGAAAAUGAAGAACAAGCUAAUCUCAGAGCUUUUUGACUUCUCCCCAAAGCUCUCCCGAGUCGGCAAGAGGAAAGGAACCUUAAAAGGGAACAACUGAAAUAUUCAGAUGCAGUUGGAAGUCAAGUGGUUGAGCCAACAGAUAGUGAUAUCUGCCGCAUGAACUCUCCUCAUCGGAGCUUAAUUUCCAACCCCUUAGUGUCCCGUUGCAUCAUGGUAUCUUCUGACUAACCACCUCUUCUUAACGCUGAGGAUGAAACUAAGAAAACUCUGGUGAUUGGCAAGGAGUUGAGACUAUCUUUCUCAAUCCCAGAUGAAAAAAGUUCAAAUCUUUCUAAAGCAAAUUCUUGAGGAGCAGGCUACUUUUAAAGGACUCGAUUGAUCUUCUGGGUUGUGUUUUGGUUGGGUUUAUGCUUCGUUGUUUUUUGUGCUUUUCGUUUCUUCUCUUAUUAGUAGAUGAUUUGGUUUUGUUGUUGAUUUGCAAUGUUCUAUUGUACUUUUUGAUUGCUCCAGUUGGGAUUUUUUUUUGCCUUCUAAGUGUUUGUUCCUUUGUCUUA
Molecule: messenger RNA, 2324 nt
Organism: Hevea brasiliensis (rubber tree)
Lineage: Eukaryota; Viridiplantae; Streptophyta; Magnoliopsida; Malpighiales; Euphorbiaceae
Product: protein PHYLLO, chloroplastic
Exons: 4
Coding region: 971-1378 (135 amino acids)
Source: RefSeq, a predicted model, not a curated record